GUUGCUUAACGCCACAUCUCCAUCUCUCUCUCUCUCUCUCUCUCUACCCGCCUCUGAGAUCCCACUCAGAUUUUCUGCUCUCUCGUGUACCUACUUUUCUGCAAUGGAUUGCGCCGGAGAUAGCCACGGCACCGACGCGAGUCCAGACGCCGAUAACACGGUCAUGCCAGGGACCUCGUUGUCCCCAGCCGUCCACCGCGCCCUACAUCUUAUCCAAUCGGACGACCUUGACGCCAAGGUCCAGGCUGCCCGCGAUAUCCGGCGACUCACGAAGACCUCCCAGCGCUGCCGUCGACAUCUGUCCCCCGCCGUGAAGCCGCUAGUCUCCAUGCUCCGUGCCGACUCAACCGACUCCCGCGAGGCUGCUCUCCUCGCCCUCCUCAACCUCGCCGUCAAGGACGAGAAGAAUAAGAUCCGCAUUGUGGAAGCUGGUGCCUUAGAACCCAUAAUUAGUUUCCUCAAGUCACACGAUCUAAACCUACAGGAGUAUGCAACUGCAUCUUUGCUUACUUUGUCUGCUUCAAGCAUCAACAAACCAGUUAUUAGUGCGUCCGGUACCAUUCCUCUCCUUGUGGAAAUCCUUGGACAUGGAAGCCCACAAGCCAAGGCGGAUGCUGUGAUGGCCCUUUCCAAUCUCUCAACGCACCCUGAUAAUCUUCGCAUCAUUCUUGAAACAAAUCCAAUCCCUUCGAUGGUUAAUUUGCUUAAAACCUGUAAAAAAUAUUCAAAAACUGCCGAGAAAUGCAGUGCUCUUAUAGAGUCUUUAGUUAGUUUUGACGAGGGCAGAACUGCCUUGACAUCUGAAGAAGGUGGAGUGCUUGCAGUUGUUGAGGUGCUUGAAAAUGGAUCUGUCCAAAGUCGGGAGCAUGCAGUUGGAGCAUUACUGACAAUGUGUCAGAGUGACCGGUGUAAAUAUCGGGAACCAAUUCUUAGAGAAGGCGUAAUACCGGGUCUUCUUGAGCUCACUGUUCAAGGAACGCCCAAAUCUCAGUCCAAAGCUCAAAUGCUUUUGCAGUUACUGAGAGACUCUCCAUAUGCAAGAUCUGAGUUUCAACCUGACACCCUGGAGAAUAUUGUUUGCAAUAUUAUCUCUCAGAUCGAUGGAGAUGAUCAAUCAGGUAAAGCAAAAAAGAUGCUAGCUGAGAUGGUGCAAGUCAGCAUGGAGCAGAGCUUGAGGCAUUUACAGCAAAGGGCUCUGGUAUGCACACCAACUGAUCUGCCGAUUGCUAGUUGUUCUUCCGAAGUUCCUUCGAAAUGAUUGUUUUGGUUUAUGGCUUUUUCUUUUCCCAGAUGGGGUUUGUAAAAAUAAAAAGAAAUAAGGUAUAGCUGAGUGAUGCCAGUCCAGGUCGUUAUGGUCGCUCCGGGUGACUGGUAAAUGUUAAUAAACCCAAAUUUGUAUCAGGUUGAAAAGCAUAAUUUUGUAGUUGAUUGUAAAGAAACAGUUGUAUUGCAUGUUUAUACAGAGUAAAGGUUUUCUUUCUCCGCACUGAUCAAAA
Messenger RNA from Carya illinoinensis, 1496 nucleotides. Its product is annotated as U-box domain-containing protein 4-like. Gene Ontology annotation, molecular function: protein binding. Gene Ontology annotation, cellular component: nucleus; cytoplasm. Bases 104 to 1258 code for a protein of 384 amino acids. Lineage: Eukaryota; Viridiplantae; Streptophyta; Magnoliopsida; Fagales; Juglandaceae. The record is from RefSeq and is a predicted model, not a curated record. The transcript has 2 exons.